This is a messenger RNA of Verticillium alfalfae VaMs.102, 651 nucleotides long. RefSeq lists its product as hypothetical. The record is from RefSeq and is a predicted model, not a curated record. NCBI's taxonomy places the organism in Eukaryota, Fungi, Ascomycota, Sordariomycetes, Glomerellales, Plectosphaerellaceae. The transcript has 2 exons. The coding region runs from base 1 to 651 and encodes 216 amino acids.
AUGCCGUCUCGUUCACGUGCGCAAUGGCCGCCAAGCAGGAGGAACAACAGCCGGCACGGCGCCUUUGUAAAGAGAAGCUUGCGGCCGCGGGAGUUCCGCACCAACUAUCAAGGCCUGCACAUCCCUCGACUGAACAAGGAGAGAUUCAUGAACGAAGCAGAGCCGUUGCGAUUCAUUCGCUCGCACACCGAUAUCCCGGUCCCGACUGUGUACUGCGACUUCCAAGAGGACGAAGCCUACUACCUGAUCACCGAGUACGUCGAGGGCGUCGGCAUGUCGGCGCUCUCCGAAGAUGAAAAGGCCACGUCGGCGGGCCAUCCGGGUCUUGUGAUCCCCCCGUACCGAGCUCUGCGGCUUGCAGAUGUUGACGCUUGGUCUCUGCGGCCCGCCGAUCAAGAGGAAUACGUCUUCUGUCAUAAUGAUCUGUCCCAGCAGAACGUCAUCGUCAACCCGGAGACGCUGCAGAUCAAUGCCGUCAUCGACGGGCAAUACGCAGGCUUCUAUCCGCCACGCUUCGAGUGGCCGUUCUUCAACCGGCUAGGUCCUUCCGUGGCCAUCCAUGGUGAGAUUGACGACGCCUCUGAUAUCCUCGAGUUUCUUACUUUGCAGGUGAGAAUCACUUUGCAGCGCGAUGCAGUGAGGAUCGGCUAA